This is a messenger RNA of Daldinia caldariorum, 2880 nucleotides long. Its product is annotated as VID27-domain-containing protein. The transcript is spliced from 2 exons. The coding region runs from base 84 to 2549 and encodes 821 amino acids. The record is from RefSeq and is a predicted model, not a curated record. Gene Ontology annotation, cellular component: cytoplasm; nucleus. Lineage: Eukaryota; Fungi; Ascomycota; Sordariomycetes; Xylariales; Hypoxylaceae.
UUGGGCUUGAAUCCUUUCUCUUGCUGAACCAUUUGAUUCUCUUAUCAAGUUGGGCUCAUCCUUUGGGAGAUUCAACGGACAACAUGUUUGUCCUCAAAAACGUUGGAAAGUUGAUUUUCGGCACCGGCAGCCAAGAGUCUAUGAUCGAGUUGCCCCAAGGCCAACUUUAUCUAGUUCGACCGCUAUCGCCUAAGGGAUACUCCGAGUUGAUCUUCAAGGACGCUACCGCUCGAAUUCGUCGUACUGGACAGGACUUCCAGUACCAACUUGUCGUACAAAGAGUUUACGAAGAGGGCGAAGCUGAGUUAGCGGGCGAGGAAGGCGAAGACGAGGAGCUUAACGCACUUGCUGCUGAGCGCGACGAGAAGACCUUUUUACUUGACGAGGCUCUUCACUUCCGUGUUGAGGGCAGAGAAGGAUCAGAGAAGGUGCUUGCUUGGAAAGACCUAAGCGGAGACGCCGGCGAUCUUUACGAAUUUGUCUGCGACCCUUCAACUAAAUCUGCCCAGGUUGAGGCAUUCGAGCGCAUCGCAAGACAGUGUCAGUACGAGCGCAAGUACCGAAAGCCUCAUUCUACAGCUUCUGCAACCGACCUAGAGCAGUUCAUUUUCGAAGAACAGCCCAUCCCUCAGGCUAGUCCCAUUCAUAGUCCAACCCUCGCAAGGUCUAUCGAAUCCUCCGACGCCAUGUUUCAGCUAAAGAGCGAAGCGAACGUUGGUACCAAGCGGGAUAGCGUACCCUCUGCAGCUUCUAUACUAGCGGAGCCGGAACCCUACGAAGAGGAAGAAGUUGAUACGCACAACUCGAAGCAAGCAGGCCCCCCACUGCCCCCAUCCCAACCCGAACCUCUGGAGAUCUUCGCAAUGGAAAUCGGAGAGUUGCACUUUUUCGAUUUCCCUUCCGGCGCAUUUGUUCUCCAGGAUUCGUCCGUCACUGCUCAAGUGUCGGACAUUGGCAACUGGAACUACUGGCUGCAUAUUGCUAGUUCAGAUCGUCAAUGGCUUGGUAUCCCCGUCGUCGCCGAUAUUAACCCAGUCUUCAAUUUCGAAUACCUUUCCUUUAUCUUCAACCAGUUUACCGAAGAUGGUUCGGCCUAUUCCUGGCUAUUGAGAUUCAAGGACAACAAGACUCUUGAAAGAUUCCAAGAUGGUCUCAUGAGAGCACUCUGGGAGCAGUUGAACGAAGUCAAAUGGACUAAAGUCAAAGAACAGGACCGUCAGUAUGUCUUGGACGCUUUCGAGGAUCUUAACAUGGAAGAUGCACCGGUCGAAGAAGAAGAAGAAGAGCCUGAGGCCGAGGAACCUGAAGAGGAUGAUGCGCCGCAGAGCGAGCAUUAUGACAGCGAUGAGGAGCAAGAUGACGUUGAGACUCAACCCAAGGAUCCUCAUACCAAUUCUGCGUUGGCUGUUGGAUACAAGCACGAUCGUUCCUUUGUUGUCCGAGGUCCCCGAAUCGGCGUAUUCAAGCACACACCCAAAAACCACUUGGAAUUUACUACCAAUAUCUCUAAAGUUGAGACUCCACAAGGCAAAUCUUUCGUUCCUAAGAAAGUCAUGUUGCACAACGAGGAUCGAAACCUGAUUCUACAGAACGACACGGAUCCCAACAAAUUGUAUCGGAUGGAUCUAGAGUACGGAAAGGUGGUCGAUGAAUGGAAUGUUCAUGAUGAUAUUCCGGUUGUUACGUUCGCACCAGAAAACAAAUUCGCGCAGAUGACACAUGAGCCUACUUUCCUCGGUAUCUCUCGUAAUGCCUUAUUCCGAGUUGACCCUCGUCUAUCCGGAAACAAGCUAGUCGACUCUCAACUCAAACAGUAUGCAUCAAAGAACGAUUUCUCCGCAGUAUCUACUACAGAGAAGGGUUAUAUAGCUGUUGCCUCCAACAAAGGUGAUAUUCGACUUUUCGAUCGUCUCGGCAUCAAUGCGAAGACUGUAAUCCCGGCCCUUGGUGAGCCUAUUAUUGGCCUUGAUGUGUCUGCGGACGGUCGUUGGGUGCUUGCGACCUGCCGUACAUAUCUACUACUCAUCGAUGCUCUACAGAAGUCUGGCAAGAAUGAGGGCAAAUUGGGUUUUGAGAAGUCGUUUGCCGCGGAUUCUAAACCUCAACCCCGUCGUCUGGCAUUAAACCCCGAGCAUGUCGCUCAAUUUCAUCACGAAACCGGAAAGGGUGUUUCAUUUACUCCUGCUCGUUUCAACACAAGCAAGACAAAUAACGAGACAUCAAUUAUCACUGCCACCGGCCCAUACAUUGUCGAUUGGAACCUUGAAAAGGUCAUUCGUGGAUCCAAGACACCAUACAUCAUCAAGCGCUACGAAGACACUGUUAAGGCCGAUGACUUCAAGUUUGGUACCGAUCAAAAUGUCAUUGUUACUUUACCCAACUGGGUGAACAUGGUUGGCAAGCAGCACCUCAAGAAGCCUACGAGAGAGAGUAUUGCUGGUGAUUUCCAACGAUUAGGUACACCGAGGCAAAGUUCGGGACGGAUCGGUACGCGGGCAAGUGGUCGUUACAAGCUCGGUAAAGACGACGUGGUAAACUCACCUUACUAAAUUUGAGGCCCCGCGUAUGUGUCAAAUGGAUGGCUUCACAAUCAAUUUGUUUGUUAUUCCUGGGUUGCCCUCGUGUUAAGGGUGGGAUCGCACUUUUCCUACGAUACAUACCCCAAUGGCGUUUAGGAGGGGGAUGGAGACUGGUGUUCAUUCGUUGACCUGGCACAAGCCAUUUUUGCUUAAGGUGAUACCUGAUUCUCAUCGCGCGAUAUUGGCGAUUUUCAUAUCAGAUAGGAGGUAGUCAGUAAUGAACUUUAUUGAUAUCUCAUUCGUUGGGUGAAUAGUUCACAUUUCACGAGCCGCACCGCAUGAUCUAUUCGUAUGUCCGAAC